Messenger RNA from Chara braunii, 1671 nucleotides. The record is from the annotation of a GenBank genome assembly. Lineage: Eukaryota; Viridiplantae; Streptophyta; Charophyceae; Charales; Characeae.
CGCGGUCUACGAAGGGAGUGGUGGCUGGGUAGAAGUGCGUAGGCAAGAGUGACAGAGAGGAGAAGUAAUCGAGGCCAUGAUGAGUAAGCAAUGGGAGACAGCAUGUUCAUCAGUGUUGUAACGGAAGAUUCAGCUGGUUUUGUGGGUGGGAAUAACCUCUACUCACCUCUCUGCGCUCUCAACUUGAAGUCCAGGACCGCUGCUGCGAUUAAACUUGCGUUGCUGCUGAACGUUGGUGGAUACAGCUGGGGAGGGGCUGCGACUGAUGUGCGGCUAAGUUGGGGACUGCCGCUAGUCGUUGGCAGGCCGGGGCGUUCUGAGUUGACUGGUUCACCAAGGGGUCCAAGAGCUCAGACGGACGAGCCUGGAACUGCCAAACUCUUCGGUGGGCACUGGAUUGCUGAGGCAAUCGGUACUCCGGCUGUUUGGGGUCACCUAGCAUAGGGCCGCGGCUAAGCCGGGCGCUGUCCCUCGCUAUACAUCGCGCUGUGAUUGAGCGACUGCUGGACUGUCCCAGGACUUGAAGCUAGAGGUGUCAGAAAAGUUACCACAGGGAUAACUGGCUUGUGGCAGCCAAGCGUUCAUAGCGACGUUGCUUUUUGAUCCUUGGAUGUCGGCUCUUCCUAUCUUUGUGAAGCAGAAUUCACCAAGUGUUGGAUUGUUCACCCACCAACAGGGAACGUGAGCUGGGUUUAGACCGUCGUGAGACAGUUUAGUUUUACCCUACAGAUGCACCGUCGUCGCAAUGCUAAUCCAACCCAGUACGAGAGGAACCGUUGGUUCGCACAAUUGACAAUUGUGCUUGGCUGAAAAGCCAGCGGUGCAAAGCUACCGUGCGUGGGAUUAUGACUGAACGCCUCUAAGUCAGAAUCUGUGCUUGCAGUGACGGCGUAUGCCUCCUCGGAUGACACAAGGCUGUCGAUAGGGCCAGCCGGUCUGGCCCCGAAAGCAUAAGUUCGGAGUUGUCCGUCCCUCCUGCCGCGGAGCACCGACGUCCAGGGGGUCUCUUCAUCGCAAUUUCUUUCGCUCGGGGAGUCAAACCCUUUGCAGACGACUUAGACAGGGAACGGGGUGUUGUAAGCAGUAGAGUGGCCUUGUCGUCACGAUCUGUUGAGAUUCGGCCCUUUGUUCCAAAGGUUUCCCCCACCUUCUGGCCCGUCACCCCUCCUCAAAUGUUUUAACGACGGUCAUCCGCGUCUGAAGAGAGCCGUCGCCCUUGUAUAGGGGCCGAUGAGCUGCUUUCUUCUUUUUUUUUUCCUUUUUUUUUUUCCUUCAUUUUUUUUUCAGUUUUGCUGCUUCCGUCUGAAGCCCCUUUUGCCCGAUGUGGUACUCGACUUUCGGCUCAAAGGAGAAUUGUGCCCGAGCCCAUGUUGGGGUGGGUGCCACGUUGUAAGCUUCUGGCCACUGCGGCGCGCCAUCUGUCCGAAAGCAUGGAUAUGUGUCCGCUUGUCUUCCUAUACUUGACCCGGUGGGCGAUUGUGCAUGCCACAUUGUCAGAUGUCGCCCCAUACGGCCUGCCACGUUUGGCUGCACGGAGACCUGGGACCAAAGGCUGGAUCGACGUGAGUGCCACAUUGUGCACUUACUCACGAUGUGGCGGGCGACCUUUGUUUCAGUUAAAAAAAAAAAAAAGCUCUUCUUCAAGUAUUCAAACAAAAUGCAAACGUGUAC